CUCUUGGUGGCUUUGCAUCUUAUAGACCCGAGUAAGGCGGAUAUCAUGUACAUUAUCAAGGCCACGGCGCUGUGCUUCGCAGAGAAACAGACGUAUACACAAGAUGUACUAUCAGCAGUAUUACAAAGGUUAUCAGAGGAGCCAGAAGUCCCCGUUCUGAUGAUGCGGACGGUGUUGCAAGCUUUAACACUAUAUCCCUCUAUGGGGCCUCUCGUACUCAAUAUACUGCAGCUGCUUAUGGAGAAAGAGGUUUGGACGAACAAAGUAGUGUGGGAGGGCUGGGUGAAGUGCUGCCUGCGGCUGGCGCCUAUGUCGGGCGCGCUGCUGGCGGGGCUGGGGCGGCGCGCGCUGGCGGCGGCGGGCGGCGUGCCCGGCCUGCUGGCGGCCCUGCGCGCGCACGUGGCCGCGCUGCCCGCCGCGCGCCGCCGCGCAGCUGCCCGCGGACGUGCGCGCGCUCUGCCAGGUCAGUAG
Trichoplusia ni (cabbage looper) is the source of this 471-nucleotide messenger RNA. RefSeq names its product symplekin-like. Gene Ontology annotation, cellular component: mRNA cleavage and polyadenylation specificity factor complex. Bases 46 to 471 code for a protein of 141 amino acids. Lineage: Eukaryota; Metazoa; Arthropoda; Insecta; Lepidoptera; Noctuidae. The record is from RefSeq and is a predicted model, not a curated record. The transcript is spliced from 4 exons.